AUGGCCAAGCAAUUUGAGUUUAGCUGGAGAAUUCCAGUGCCAGAGGUGCUGCAGACAGGAUGUGUCUUUGACAUUUGGGAUGAGGAGUAUUCAGUUUAUGAAUCAAACUGUAUGGUAAAAGUAGACGAGUAUGGUUUCUUUAUAUGCUGGAAGAGUGAAGGCAGGGAAGGCCAGGUUUUGGAGUGUUCCCAAGUCAAUGACAUCAGGCUAGGCCUGGCACCUAAAGUCAGUGAUACAAAGGUGCUGGCAGACAUCCUGGAGAAGAGUUCACACAGUCUGGAAUCACGAACGGUGACAGUCUGUAGCGGACUGGAUCUGGUCAAUAUCACCUACACACUUCUGAUAGCCAGGGACCCAGAAAUCGCUAAGGUCUGGUUUGAAGGUCUCCGGAAAAUUACUUUGAACACAAAAGCUAACAAUGUAUGCCCUAUGACUCAGCUGAAAAAACACUGGAUUAAGCUGUGUUGUAUGGUCAAUCCAAGCGGAAAGAUACCAGUUAGAGG
Messenger RNA from Candidula unifasciata, 503 nucleotides. The record is from the annotation of a GenBank genome assembly. NCBI's taxonomy places the organism in Eukaryota, Metazoa, Mollusca, Gastropoda, Stylommatophora, Geomitridae.